UUAUUCAUCUGUGAAUUUAUGAAUGUGGAUGCAAUACAGCUGAUAAAUGUUUAAAUACUUAUUGGAUUUAUUUGACAUAGAUUAACUUUUAUUUGUUUGGAUUAUCGGAAUCACUUUGAUUUCAAGUGUUUUAGAUAAGAAUGCAAACACAUAUUCAAUUUUAACCUCUUCAGUUGGUGCUUCAUCGUAAUUUAGGCCUUUAAUAUUAUCUUUGGUUUAAAGACGCGCGUGCUUUGUACAAUUAUUUGCCUACGGCUAUAAAAUGUACGCGCCAUUUUUAAUGCGUUAACGCACUGAAAAUAACUUAUUUGAGCAAUGCAUGUACAUUGCUAUAUUAGUAAAUUAGGUUACACUAAUAUGAUGUUGCUGGGGUUGAGGAGAAAAACAGGCGCAGGUCGUAUUUUAAUUUAAGUCGUCAAAAAUAAUUGACAAGAUAUGGUAAUUAUUCGUAUCUUGCGCAAAUACAGGGGGUAAAGAGGUCGAGGUCAUGUAUUAUUUCCCCACGCCAUUGUUUAGUAAAUGACCAUGCUAGGGGAGAGUUUGAUAGCCAGUGAGGUCACAUGACAAAUUGCCUGGUGUCACGGUACUGGCACAUGUGACGCCGCUGGACAAGUUUAGCAAACAUAUGCUACCCCAUAGGUGGCAGUGUCAGUCAGAAGUGUUGGAUAAUAUAUUAUUAUAUCUCUAAAAAUCACCACUCUGACCGGUACUGGUACCUGUUGCUACCGGAGUGACAGGCGGGAAUAAACUGUUCAACAGAGACAUUCAGAAAAGCAGGAAGCUGUUUGGACUAUUGUUUGUUCACAGCAUAAUUAAUAAACAUUUCAGGUCAUUUUAGUGAGUGUAUUUUUAUAGACGACAUUCUACUCUUCUAUACUCGGAAGAUCUGAUGCAAGAGUUGCGGUAAAGUAUACUGUGUGUUGUAUAUUAUUGGUACUCCAGUGUUUCCAUAAAGCUUACAUUUAUUUGGACAGCAUGUCGGAGGAGCAGCAAUCCAAUGGUCAUCUCCAAAACAAUGACAAUACAGUUAACGGUCACCUCGACAACAGCGAGAAAACAGCAAUACAGGUGGACGGCAAUGGCGCCACGACCUACCUGGCCAUUGACGGGGACCUUAAGGCUGGUAAUGGAAAACUAUCUCAACCUUAUCCAUACGCCGACGGCGAGAAAGGCGUAACGUCACAGCCACCAAAAUCGGUGACGCUGCAGCUAUGCGUGGCCGUGCUUUCCGCCAUCAUGGGAUCCUUCCAGUUCGGCUACAACACUGGCGUCAUCAACGCGCCCGAAACGCAAAUCAAAUCCUUCCUGAACAUGACGCACUACAACAGAACCGGAAGUGCCAUGAAGGACGUCACUAUAACGUCACUGUACGCCCUAAUUGUGUCCAUAUUCGCCGUCGGCGGCGUCGUUGGAGGACUAGCUGCUGGAUGGUGGGCAGACUUCUUUGGCAGGAAGUUUGGUAUGAUCCUUAACAACAUUAUCGGGAUUGCUGCGUGCGUAAUGAUGUACCUGAGUCGGACCGCCAUGUCUUACGAGAUGGUUAUCGUCGGCAGGCUCCUCGUCGGCAUAUGCUGUGGCCUCUUCACGGGGUUAACACCCAUGUACCUGUCGGAGAUCUCGACGCCCAGUACACGCGGCGCCCUUGGGGUGCUCCACCAGCUGGGAACCGUCACCGGCCUCCUCGCCUCACAGAUUCUAGGCUUUCCGGAGAUACUCGGAAACAAACACUACUGGAACCUGCUCCUAGGUCUUGGUGUGAGCCCGUGCAUCCUACAGCUGUUGUCAAUGCCGCUGUGUCCAGAGAGCCCGCGGUUCCUCCUCAUUACCAAGGGCAGGGAACACCAGGCCAGGAAGGCUUUGCAGUCGUUACGAGGUAUACCCGACGUAUCGAGUGAAAUUGAAGAGAUGAAGUCAGAGUGCGCCGCAGGUACCAAAGAGGACAAGGUGAGCAUAUUUGGUUUGUUCCGGAAACGCUCACUGCGCAUGCCCUUGGUAAUCAGCAUCGUCAUGCAACUUUCUCAGCAGUUUUCAGGAAUAAACGCCAUUUUCUACUACUCCUUCACCCUUUUCAAACAAGCGGGUCUGGCGGAGACGACGUCGGCGCACGCUACUUCCGGUGUAGGCGCCACAAUGAUCCUGAUGACCCUGAUCACAGUGCCUCUUAUGGACCGGGUGGGGCGGCGGUCCCUCCACCUCCUGGGGCUUGGAGGCAUGUUUAUCUUCAGCGUCCUCAUCACCCUCUGUCUCUCACUCACGUACCUUGCGGACUGGUUGAGGGUGGGCAACAUCGUGGUCUCUCUCCUGUAUGUCGUCUUCUUCGCCAUUGGACCCGGUUCUAUCCCGUGGUUGAUCGUGUCUGAGCUUUUCCCACAAGGUCCACGGCCGGCCGCCAUGAGCGUCUCAGUCCUCGUUAACUGGGUCGCCAACUUUACCGUCGGUUACUCUUUCCCGUACAUGCAGAGUGGCCUUGGGGAUUUUUCGUUCCUGCCGUUCACCGUGUUACUUGGCCUUUUCUUCCUGUUCACACUGAAAUUCGUCCCAGAAACCAAAAAUAAAACCAUAGAAGAAAUAACACAAAACUGGCGAACGGACAAACGACAAGACGCUGUCUUUGAACAGCAUGUCAGCACAGCAGAUGAAAAGAAUCGACUGUGAUAUCACAAUCUAUAGACAGUAUUUUUGGCUUUUAUGACUUAUAAAAAUGAUCUGAUUACCCUCACCUCACUCUUUCGUGUGUACCUUUAAUUGUGUUGUUACAUUUCUAUGUUUUCAUACAUAUAUGUUUUACGUGUAUUCUGUAUCUUGAAUAUCCAGUGCUCAUCUGCUGCGUUUUUCGAAAUGCGUACAUUUUUGUAUUCAUCGAAAUGCAUAAAUUUUUGUUUUCACCGAAAUGCGUAAAUUUUUGAUUCACCGAAAUGCGAAAUUUUUCGUUUUCAAGGAAAUGCGUGAUUUUGUAUAUUCACCGAAGUGCGUUUGUUUUUGUAUUCACCGAAUUGUGUUGAUGUUUGUAUUCACCCAAAUGCGCUAAUGUUUGGAUUUUCGUGACUUCCAUGUCUGUUCUCUUAUCACGUUUGUAUUAUCCUGUUAGUCAUAUUUAUCGUCACACGCGCAAAAUUCGUUUCAUGAAAAAAAUGAAUAUUAAUUUUAUACUACGCUACUACUUAUGCGAUAAAGAUAAAAAUAAAAUAGAAGAAUAAUUGGACUGAUUUGGAAUUGGAACUGUUGUUGCUAAGAAUAGAACUCUGUAUCCGGAGAGAAAAACACUUCGAAAAAUCGGCGAGAUGGUCUAACAUAAGGGGCCAAGAAAACGUCAUAAAGAUAAAUUGUUGAAACCAAUCACUUGUAUUUAUAAUCAUUUAU
Messenger RNA from Mya arenaria, 3360 nucleotides. RefSeq names its product glucose transporter type 1-like. Gene Ontology annotation, biological process: monosaccharide transmembrane transport. Gene Ontology annotation, molecular function: hexose transmembrane transporter activity. Lineage: Eukaryota; Metazoa; Mollusca; Bivalvia; Myida; Myidae. The coding region runs from base 976 to 2655 and encodes 559 amino acids. The transcript has 12 exons. The record is from RefSeq and is a predicted model, not a curated record. Gene Ontology annotation, cellular component: membrane.